Messenger RNA from Charadrius vociferus (killdeer), 1328 nucleotides. Its product is annotated as vasoactive intestinal polypeptide receptor 1-like. Gene Ontology annotation, molecular function: peptide hormone binding; G protein-coupled peptide receptor activity. Lineage: Eukaryota; Metazoa; Chordata; Aves; Charadriiformes; Charadriidae. The transcript has 13 exons. The coding region runs from base 1 to 1284 and encodes 427 amino acids. Gene Ontology annotation, biological process: cell surface receptor signaling pathway; adenylate cyclase-modulating G protein-coupled receptor signaling pathway. Gene Ontology annotation, cellular component: plasma membrane. The record is from RefSeq and is a predicted model, not a curated record.
AUGGGGGGCCCAUGGCAGCCCCCUUCUACCUGCGUACUGCUGGUCCUGCUGCUCACGCUCCCGAUGCUUCGGGUGCGAGCGACACAUCCCGACUGCUCCGUCGUCCUCUACUUCCAAGAGCAAGAAGCUGAAUGUCUGGAGAUUAUCAGGAGGGAAAGCCAAACGUCAGCCCCCCCCGGAUCUCCCGGGCAGCAAGGCUGCCUGACCGAGUGGGAUGGAGUGAGCUGCUGGUCGGCCGUGCCCGUCGGCCAGUCCCGAUCCGUCGCCUGCCCCGACAUCCUCCACGUCUUCAAGAAGUCCAAAGCGCUCAUCCGGAGGAACUGCACCGAGUCGGGAUGGAGCUUCCCCAGCCCUCCCUACUACAACGCCUGCGAGCUGGAGGCCGUUGGCAGCAAUAACGACACCGAGGCCAAGAAAGGCUAUUUUGUCACCAUGAAGGUGCUUUAUACCUGCGGCUACUCCACGUCCCUGGCAGCCCUGUUCCUGGCCAUCGGCAUCUUCUCCUGCUUCAGGAAGCUGCAUUGCACCAGGAAUUCCAUCCACAUCCACUUCUUCACCUCUUUCAUACUGCGUGGGGCUGCCGUGUUCAUCAAGGACGCCGUCCUCUUCUCAGAUGAGUCUGUCGACCACUGCACAAUGUCAACAGUCAACUGCAAAGCAGCCAUCGCCUUCUUCCAGUACUCGGUCCUGGCCAACUUCUACUGGCUGCUGGUGGAGGGCAUGUACCUGCAGACGCUGCUGCUGCUCACCUUCACCUCCGACAAGAGGUACAUCUGGUGGUACAUCCUCAUCGGCUGGGGCGUCCCCAUGCUGACGGUCUGUGUCUGGGUGGUCACCAGGCUGCAAUAUGACAACCACGGGUGCUGGGAUGACUACACCAGCCUGUACUGGUGGGUGAUCAAGGCUCCCAUCCUCCUGGCCAUAUUUGUGAACUUCCUCAUCUUCCUCAAUGUCACCAGGAUGUUAGCACAGAAGAUCCGGUCCCCGGACAUCAGCAAGAACUACAAGCAGCAGUACAUGAGGCUGACGAAGUCCACGCUGCUCCUUAUCCCUCUCUUCGGGGUGCACUAUGUGGUCUUCGCGCUCUUCCCUGAGCACAUCGGUGUGGAUGCCCGGCUGUACUUCGAGCUGGUCCUCGGCUCCUACCAGGGGUUCCUGGUGGCUCUGCUGUACUGCUUCCUGAAUGGAGAGGUCCAGGCUGAGAUCAAGAGGAACUGGGGCAAGUGGCAGUCGUCCAUGGAGAGCAACGUCUUCAACUUGGCAACCCAAGACUUCACUGCGUGAUGAGAACGGCGUUUGGGGGGGAAAUACCUCCCUGAGGAUGGUGG